CACGUGCCCCACGGCUGCCAACGGUCUUGAGCUCAGCUGAGCUUCCUGAACUUGGACUCAACCAUGCCUCUGUUCUUCAUUCUCGCUGAGCUUGCCAUGUUGUUAGCCGCCCUCGAUUCGGAAGGAAUAUGGCUGCAUAUCACAGUGCCACAGAAGAUAGAGCCAUUCAAGGGCGGAGAUUCAGAAGGGAAGGUGUCUUACGUCAUUACCAUUGACGGGAAAACCUACUUUCUGCACCUCAGGAACUACUCAUUUUUAUCCCGGAAUUUUUCAGUUUAUGCAUAUAAUGAAACUGGAUCUCUGUAUUCCGACUCUCCGCACUUUUUGGCUCACUGCCAUUACCGAGGAUAUGUUGGUGAAGUACCAGAUUCCAUUGUGACACUCAGCCUCUGCUCCGGCCUCAGGGGAUUCCUGCAGUUGGAAAAUUCCACCUAUGGAAUCGAACCACUGGAGUCUUCAGCAAGAUUCGAGCACAUAGUUUAUCAAAUGAAGGGCAACAGCUCAACGUUAGCAGCAAAUUACAGCCGUAUUUGGCAGACAAGCCACCAGCUCAAUAAAGGCCACUUCCGUGAGCAGGAUAAAAACGAUUCACAGCUGCUACCUAAAAGUCUAAAAUUGCACAUUAUCGUGGGAAAAUUUUUGUUUGAUUAUAUGGGAUCUGACAUUAUGGCUGUAACACAGAAGAUCUUCCAGAUUAUUGGGCUUGUUAACACUAUGUUCACUCAGCUGAACUUAAAUGUUGUGUUGGCCUCCUUGGAACUGUGGUCAGAUAAAAAUCAAAUUUCUACUGACGGAAAUGCUAGUGAUAUUUUACAAAGACUUUUGGGCUGGAAACGAGACUAUCUUACCCCACAGUCCAACGAAAUAACACACUUACUCAUUUACAGGAAACAUCUGAAAUACAUCGGAGCUACGUCGCCGGGUCAAUUAUGCAAUGAAAGCUAUGUCGCGGGGGUUGGUACGUAUCCAGAAGACAUAGGUUUGGAGGGACUCUCCGUGGUUAUCGCUCAACUGAUUGGCCUUCACAUAGGAUUAACAUACGAUGAUGUUGAUAAUUGUUCCUGCCCCAGAGCUCCAUGCAUAAUGCAACCAGAAGCAUUGAGUUCCAGUGGGAUGAAGACUUUUAGCAACUGCAGCGUGCACGACUACACGCAUUAUGCUUCAAAGCUUGACAUGCAAUGUCUUGGUGACCUGUCAAAUGUAUUACAACCAAAGCAAUCCGUGUGUGGCGAUGGAAUCCUGGAAGGCAGUGAGGAAUGUGACUGUGGUAACAAGACGGAAUGUCAAUUUAAAGAGUGCUGCAACCACGAAACAUGCAAACUGAAAGGCUCAGCACAGUGUGGAUCUGGAACGUGCUGCACACCCAAGUGUGAGCUGUCAGCAGCAGGUACUCCCUGUAGGAAGGCUGUUGACCCAGAGUGUGAUUUCACAGAAUAUUGCGACGGAUCCUCUAGCCACUGUGUCCCUGACACCUUUGCGUUGGAUGGUCAUUUGUGCAGGUUGGGAUCGGCAUAUUGCUACAAUGGACGAUGCCAAGCUCUUAACGACCAGUGCGUCAGUUUGUUUGGAAAAGGUUCUCAAGGCGCUUCCUACGCCUGUUUUGAAAAAGUUAAUUCGCAACGUGAAAAUCUGGCAAACUGUGACUCUAAAAAUUCAUACUCGUUACCUUGUGGACAGAAGGAUGUUCUGUGUGGAAAAUUAGCUUGUUUUCGGCCAAACAAGAAUUAUAAAAGCUCUACUCAAUCUGUCCUGUAUUCCUAUGUCCAUGGCAGCGUGUGUCUGUCCAUACCUCUUGGGUUGUCUAUGAGAUCAGAUGGCAAAGAUAACGCAUACGUGGCUGAUGGCACUGUGUGUGGACCACAAAUGUACUGUAUAAACGGAAGCUGCAAAGAAGUUAAUUUCACGGGAAAUGACUGCAACGCCGCUAAGAAGUGCAAAGGGAAUGGGAUAUGUAAUAACUUUGGUCAUUGCCAAUGCUUCCCUGACUACAGGCCUCCAGAUUGUAACUUACAGAUUGGAUCACCAGGGGGCAGCAUUGACGAUGGAAACCUUCUCCGAACUGAUUCGGCUUUGGCUACAAAGCGUCUGAGUCAACACACGGACAGCUGGGUGAUCCUGGGCUUCUUCAUCUUCCUGCCUUUCAUCAUGACUCUCCUCCUUGGGAUCAUAAAGAGAAACGAAAGGAAAAUUGUGCCCCAGAGAGAACAAGAAAGAUGAGGGCAACUCCCUGCCCCGGAAAUCUGCUGAAGAGGUUAGCAGUGGAUGGACCAAAGGAGGAAGUGCGUGCUCUAAUCUCUCUGUUACCCUGGAAACGCUUUAGGUCUCAGACUUUUGGAAAAUAAAACUGACAAAUGCAC
Rattus rattus (black rat) is the source of this 2357-nucleotide messenger RNA. RefSeq names its product disintegrin and metalloproteinase domain-containing protein 18. Bases 64 to 2217 code for a protein of 717 amino acids. The record is from RefSeq and is a predicted model, not a curated record. Gene Ontology annotation, molecular function: metalloendopeptidase activity. NCBI's taxonomy places the organism in Eukaryota, Metazoa, Chordata, Mammalia, Rodentia, Muridae. Gene Ontology annotation, biological process: cell adhesion; binding of sperm to zona pellucida; proteolysis. The transcript has 20 exons. Gene Ontology annotation, cellular component: plasma membrane.